CUGGAGCAUUUCAGAGAUAACUACCUAAUUCCACAGAAGCCCGUGGUCUUAGAGGGGAUCAUUGACCACUGGCCGUGUAUGAAGAAGUGGAGGUGAGAAAUAAAGAGUUUCUUCCUGUCCUAGCAAGGGCGAGGAUCAUUUUCUGUGUCGGGUGACUCGAUGCUCGGCAGAGCGGCAGAGACCUUCACAGCAGACGGGUGCCAUUGGGUGUGACUUUUGUGGGCAGCACCUUCCUGCUGCGAUGUUGUCUUUGCCCUGGAGAAGUUGCUCCAUAGAUGAGGGAAGCGCAUCGAGCCAUCCAGGGCAUUGCAUGUGUGGACUAUUUUUGUCAAGUCGCAGGGUGCCGCACCGUCCCUGUGGAGCUGGGUACCCGAUACACAGAUGAAGAGUGGUCUCAGAAGCUCAUGACCGUCAGUGACUUCAUCCACCAGUAUAUUGUGAAUGAGAACAGCAUAGGAUACCUUGCCCAGCACCAGCUUUUUGAUCAGAUCCCAGAAUUGAAAGAGGAUAUCAGUAUCCCCGACUACUGCUGCCUGGGGGAAGGGGAAGAAGACAACAUCACCAUUAAUGCUUGGUUUGGUCCAGAAGGCACGAUCUCGCCUCUUCAUCAGGAUCCUCAGCAAAAUUUUUUAGCCCAGGUAUUUGGAAGAAAGUAUAUCCGUCUGUGUGCACCACAGGACUCAGAAAACCUGUACCCCCAUGAAAGCCAGAUUCUUCACAACACUAGUCAGGUCGAUGCAGAAGAUCCCGACUUAAUUAAGUUUCCCAAUUUCAGAAAGGCUGCGUUUCAGUCCUGUGUUCUCCUGCCUGGACAGGUUCUGUUUAUUCCAGUUAAAUAUUGGCACUAUGUACGAUCACUUGAUAUCAGCUUCUCUGUCAGUUUCUGGUGGUCGUAGCUCUGAGGCACGCAAGAAGCCUGUUAGCGUUGUAAUAGGAAUUAAAAAUCAGAAAAAGUAGCAUCUGGCAUCUUCUCACCAGAGAGUUGUUCUUAAGCAUGAGAAUGUUCUUCCUUAUCCAGAGCUUAGAGGUGGAUUAAAAAAACCCCCACAAAUAACGAACAAAUUCUUGCUUCAGCGGGGCGAAAGAAUCUGGACGGGUAAAUGGAGAGAAGAUGCUACAGCCAUUUUGUGGAUGUUUCCAAUACAAACUCCUGAAGAGCAUCUGUCAGGUCAUUGUCUUGUGCACAUGUGGACAUCUGAAGCAGAGUCCUGGCAGUGCCCAUAUGUAGAGCUGCUUCCAGCUGUAUUUGGAACCUCAGACACGCACUGAGAAUCCCAACCCGAGAAUAUGGAGAACUACAUACACAAAACAGCCUCCAAGAAAGCUGUGUGGGUGUCACCAUG
This is a messenger RNA of Egretta garzetta (little egret), 1343 nucleotides long. RefSeq names its product lysine demethylase 8 (gene KDM8). Gene Ontology annotation, cellular component: nucleus. The coding region runs from base 276 to 896 and encodes 206 amino acids. The record is from RefSeq and is a predicted model, not a curated record. Gene Ontology annotation, molecular function: histone H3K36 demethylase activity. NCBI's taxonomy places the organism in Eukaryota, Metazoa, Chordata, Aves, Pelecaniformes, Ardeidae. The transcript is spliced from 7 exons.